Salmo salar (Atlantic salmon) is the source of this 1605-nucleotide messenger RNA. NCBI's taxonomy places the organism in Eukaryota, Metazoa, Chordata, Actinopteri, Salmoniformes, Salmonidae. The record is from RefSeq and is a predicted model, not a curated record.
UGUGUGAUCCUGACUGAGGCCAGGCUGAGUCUCCAGAAGAAAAUCAAUGACUUCUGCCACUUCCAUCAGCCUCCUAUCAGGGGUGAGACCUCUAGACCCUCCUAUCAGGUGAGACCUCUAGACCCUCCUAUCAGGGUGAGAAAUCUAGACCCUCCUAUCAGGGUGAGACAUCUAGACCCUCCUAUCAGGGUGAGAACUCUAGACCCUCCUAUCAGGGUGAGAACUCUAGACCCUCCUAUCAGGGUGAGAAAUCUAGACCCUCCUAUCAGGGUGAGACCUCUAGACCCUCCUAUCAGGGUCAGACCUCUAGACCCUCCUAUCAGGGUCAGACCUCUAGACCCUCCUAUCAGGGUCAGACCUCUAGACCCUCCUAUCAGGGUGGGACCUCUAGACCCUCCUAUCAGGGUGGGACCUCUAGACCCUCCUAUCAGGGUCAGACCUCUAGACCCUCCUAUCAGGGGUGAGACCUCUAGACCCUCCUAUCAGGGUCAGACCUCUAGACCCUCCUAUCAGGGUGAGACCUCUAGACCCUCUAUCAGGGUGAGACCUCUAGACCCUCCUAUCAGGGUGAGACCUCUAGACCCUCCUAUCAGGUUCAUUGGAUGUGACGCGUAUGGGAUCUGUGUGAGAGUGUUCUGUGACUUUGGGGACCAGUUUGAGGUGUCGGACCCCACGGGAGAGGAAGCCAAGGAGAUGUUUAUCCAGAACAUCACACAGGGUAACCCAGGGGUGGUAACCUGUAUGGACAGCAGGACCCACGGCCUCCAGACUGGACAGAGCGUUCUCUUCAGAGAGGUCAACGGCAUGGACUCACUGAACGGCACCGCACGACAGGUCACAGUCCUCUCUCCCUACAGUUUCACCAUAGGGGACACGUCCUGUCUGCAGCCCUAUGCACAUGGAGGCUUCUUCCUGCUGGUCAAAACCCCCAGAACAUACAGCUUCGAGACGAUGGAGCAGCAGCUGUCUGAGCCUCGGGUCCUGACUCCCGACUUCAGCAAACCAGAGGCCCCGCUGCAGAUCCACGCCGCCAUGCUGGCUCUCGAUGCCUUCCAGGAGCAACACAACAGACUGCCCAAUAUCGGGUGCUGUCAGGAUGCGGAGGUUCUGGUCAAACUAACAGAGGAAGUCAACCUCACCUUGACAACCAGAGCUCCAGUGAAUAGUGAGUUGGUGUGUUGUCUGUCCAGAACGGCGCAGGGUUCUCUCCCUCCGUUGUCCGCGGCGGUGGGGGGCAUCGCCAGUCAGGAGGUCCUCAAGGCCCUGACGGGGAAGUUCGCCCCGCUACAGCAAUGGUUCUAUCUAGAUGCCAUCGAGGUAGUGAAACCACUACAGUCUCUAUCUGCAGAGGAGUUUAUCCCCAGGGGUGAUCGGUACGACGGGCUGAGGGUCUGCAUCGGGGAAACCAUGUGUCUGGAACUCCACAAGCUGAGAGUCUUUAUGGUGGGCUGUGGAGCCAUUGGCUGUGAGAUGCUCAAGAACUUUGCCCUGCUGGGAGUGGGAUUGGCCAAGAGCUCAGGAGAGGUAGGGAUUGGUUGGUUGAUUUUGAUUAUUACCUGUUCUCUUCUGUGGUCGCCACGUGUGCAUGACAGACUGAUUGGUUAA